ACCAGACCGCUGUAAUCUCGUAGCUGCGCUGCUCUUCCACACACGGAGUUAUUAACGGGAAACAACGCAAGAAGGAUGCGGGAUUGAUCCAGAGAGAACCCUUUAUUUUUUUUUUUUACCGCAGACCUGCACAUUAUUUUGACUGAAAGCGCGCUUUUGAUUACGCACGGACCUCGCAAUGAGUCGCUGCUCCUUUUUGGAUAUUUUAACCUAUUGAAUUGGCUCGGGGUGGGAUACUGAAGCCUCCAAAACGCACGGACUACACGCGCUGCCCUCCCGUUGGACUAUAAACACGCGCUGCGGUUUCCAGGGCGACCUAACCUAACUUCUGUGUUUGAGGAAAUAUUUACUGUUCCAACAUCGUUUGCAGAGGGCAGCCGCUCAGUGUCGCGGUCACCAUGCCCGGGAUGACGGUGUCGCUCACCGGGGCAGCCUUACUACUCUUGUCCGGGCUGGUCGGUCCGCUCUGCGUGGUGCGGGCGUUCGGCGAUGAGGUGGAGGAGAUGACCUGCGACCCGAUCCGGAUCAGCAUGUGCCAAGGUCUCGGAUACAACGUCACCAAAAUGCCCAAUCUGGUCGGCAACGUGCUGCAGUCGGACGCCGAGCUGCAGCUUACCACGUUCACACCGCUCAUACAGUACGGCUGCUCCAGUCAACUCAAGUUCUUCCUGUGCUCAGUCUAUGUGCCAAUGUGCACAGACAAGGUGCCCAUCCCGAUUGGACCAUGUGGUAGCAUGUGCUUGUCUGUCAAGAGAAAAUGCCUCCCAGUGCUCCAUGAGUUUGGCUUCAUAUGGCCUGAGGUGCUCAACUGCAGCCUCUUCCCACCUCAAAACGAUCACAACCACAUGUGUAUGGAGGGUCCAGGUGACGAGGACCCACCCUACCAGCCAGUCCGCCAUCCUCCCCACCAGGAGGAGUGUCAGGCCCUGGGAUCUGCACCCGACCAGUAUACCUGGCUGAAACAGACUGAAAGCUGUACUCUCCAGUGCGGCUAUGACAGCGGGCUCUACCGACGAGGGGCCAAAGUCUUCACAGACGCAUGGAUGGCGGUUUGGGCCGUGCUGUGCUUCCUGUCGACCACUCUGACCGUCUUGACUUUUCUGUUGGAUUCGCAGCGUUUCUCCUACCCUGAGCGGCCCAUCAUCUUUCUAUCCAUGUGCUGUAAUCUGUACAGUGUUGCAUACCUGGUACGGUUGACUCUGGGCAGGGAACGUGUCUCCUGUGACCUUGAUGCCACAGCCGUACCAAUUCUAGUACAGGAAGGGUUAAAGAGCACCGGCUGUGCCAUAGUCUUUCUCCUCCUCUAUUUCUUUGGCAUGGCCUCCUCACUCUGGUGGGUGAUCCUGACGCUCACCUGGUUCUUGGCUGCUGGACUGAAGUGGGGCCAUGAGGCUAUUGAGAUGCACAGCUCCUACUUCCACAUAGCAGCCUGGGCCAUCCCUGCGGUUAAAACCAUCGUCAUCCUCAUAAUGAGGCUCGUGGAUGCAGAUGACCUGACUGGGCUCUGUUAUGUUGGCAACCAGCAGCAGGAGGCGCUCACAGGCUUUGUGGUGGCUCCGCUGGCUUCAUACCUUCUUAUAGGAACCCUGUUUAUCUGUGCUGGCCUAGUGGCUCUUUUCAAGAUCCGUUCCAAUCUGCAGAAGGACGGCGCCAAAACAGACAAGCUGGAGCGUUUAAUGGUGAAGAUCGGAGUGUUCUCUGUUCUCUACACAGUCCCAGCAUCCACUGUCAUUGGCUGUUACCUCUACCAGUUGUCUCACUGGGGGGAGUUUAGGGCCAGCACCAGGGAUUCAUAUGUGGCAUCAGAGAUGCUUCGAAUCUUCAUGUCAUUGCUGGUAGGAAUCACAUCAGGAAUGUGGAUCUGGUCAGCAAAAACCCUUCACACCUGGCAACGCUGCUCGGCCCGCCUGCUCAGGGAUAGCAGAGCGAGCCGAGCGGGCAAGAGGGCGCCAGGGGAGGGCUGGAUCAAACCAGGGAAAGGCAAUGAGACGGUGGUGUGAGGAGAAAGAACGAGAGAAAGGACAGGAAUGGACUUGUACCUGCUUCUCUCUCCCUUACAGAAACUCACUCUGCCUAAUGAAGGAUGGAGCGGUCAGAGAAUGAAAAGAUGAGGGGGAGAUGAAUAAUGUGGCACAGGAAUGCAGCGGGAGAUUCUCAAGGAAGCCACUGGAUGUGAUGGCACCAGAAAAGAUUGCUGAGAGCCCAUAAGCAUGCCUCAUCUCCUCUAACUGACUCGAAGUCUCUAACAGGAAUUAAGGAGGAGGAGGACUGAGUCAUACAUGAGUAGCAACACUAGCCUCUCUACCUCUGUUAGACUUUCUUUGCCCAGAGAGAUAGAGAAAGCAAAAAAAAAAAAAGAUGGAGAAAGAGAGACGGAAAAGGCAGAACAGAAGCAUCAAUAUGCAGACCAGACACACCAAUAAGCUGUGUAGCACCACGUCUACCUCUCUGUCUCUCUUUUCUCCAGAACCUCCGGCAGAAGAGACUGAACCUGCUGGAUACAACUAAACCCUUAUGCCAUUGUGUGAUUUUAGGGUCUUUUGAAGGUUUAAAUUUUACACUGGAGGGUCCUGGUGCAUAUAUUAUACAGAUGUAGGCUGAUGUUUCCCAAAAGUAUCACCUUGACACCACGAGAGCCCCCUUCAACAUGCGACAAUUAAAGGACAAAUGAAAUACCAGACCAAAAGUAACUUAAAUCAGAGACAUACUUAUAUCUCCAGCAAGUUUACAUUUGAAGAUUAUUCUACAUUUUUGUAAAUUAUACCUUUUUGUAUAAUAUAAAAUAAUAGGUAUUAUAGAUCAGAAGUUUUUGGGAAACCAGCUCUAAGCUGUAAUGAUGCACUAUAAUUAAAUACAAUAUGUGAAGUGUCUGCACUUGUCACAAGUGCAUAACCAGGGACGGCCUUGGUGGGAGUAUAUUGAUAUGCACAGAGCCAUUAACAGGGAGAGUUUGGUCAGUUUUCAUUACGCACUACACAGAAAAAAAAUCACAGGGUUUAUUGUUCAAACAUGUUAAAAAAAAUCACUUAACAGUUUUUUCUAAUCUGUCUUGUUCAUUUAGGUAAAGUCUGUGGUAGAUAUGAAGUCAUACCGCAAUGAAUCCUGGGAGUUCCCCAACUGUGCCUUUUAUUGACCUAUAAAUGGGGAAGUGGUAAGGCGUCUGGGAAAUGUAGGCCUGUGUGUUUUACCUCAGCAGUCUAGCUCAGCUAACUUCCAGUGAUGUGUGCAGUCUUCUUGGAAACGCUGCGCUGUAUAUGAUUUUGCGUUACCAUGAAAUCCAGGAAAUUAAAUUAUUCCCUCUGCUCUCUUUUUCCAAAAAUCAGACCCGAGGCUGGUUAAAGAAUUAGAGGCUAUUAGACAAUCACUUGCCAAAAGACACAUUACGCUGUAACAAAAGAGCUGUCACAGACGAGCGCGUGUGCAGGUAUACACACAUAGCAAUCAGUUCCCACGAAUCUCAUCCACCGGCUCAUCUUUGGCCAACUUAUGAUCGCUAUCAGAGGGAAAAGAAACACCAAUAAUAAGAGAGCGAAUCUGUCAAAUUUCAGCGGCCUGCUUUUCUUCUCGGUCUGUGUCCAUGUAUUUUUAUUUUUUCCCCAAAUACUUUCAGUUCAAUAAGGCCAUCACAGAAGCACAGUGAAAUUGGCACUAUUAAUAUGCGUGUCUGUUCUGCAUGUCCGUCUGUCUGAUGCUCUUGUCAGCCAACUACCUGCCUGUUUCUCUUUAACCUUGUCUGCUGCAUCAUGGCUCAUUUCCCAGACAAUCAAGUCAUCCCUGGAAAAGAUUAUUGUACACUACAUUUCAGAAUUUCAUGGAUGAUAGGGAUGAGAUUUUGAUACACUGUCGCGAGCGGUGCAUUUUGUUGAUAACAAGCCUUUUUCCGCCAUUGCAGUUCUUUUCAAUAAGUGCAAGUUUUAAUUUACAAUAAUUUGACUCCUCAUGUCUUAUUCUUGCAUUCACCAAAUUCUGCAACUGCUCCUGUUUACCCUAUAUUUGCCUGACAAUCUAUCUAGCAAAGCGCUUGUAUUUCAAAGUUUUUCGAAGUUUUGAAUGUAUAAUACAUGGUGUGUCACAUUACACCUUGUACAUCUGAGUAAACAAAAUUGGGUUCUGGGUAAUUGUAAUGUAGAAGGGCUUGAGUAAUUUGGAGCUUUGCCCUCCUCUGUCUCAUCUGAAACCAGUUAGUGCCUCACACUGCCUGUCAUGGGUAUUUUUUAGCAAAAAUAUUUAGAAUGGCAACAAAAAUUAUUUUUCCCAAAACAUGUUAAAUGUAACUUCACCCUUAUUGCAUUCAAAGAUACUUUUGGUGGUUCUGGUGAGACCUAGAACCCUGAAAAACCAGUGUUUCUCAAACCAGCAUACCAUGGCACACUUAUUAAAUUUCCAAAGUCAAACAAACAUUACAUUGAGUUAAAGUGAAUUAAAUUAACCUCUGACCACCUCCCCUCUGAGCUAAUGCAGUUUCCCCUCUUAAACUGUCUUAAUGUUUUGGCAGACCCCUCUCGUAUGAUCACACUGAGUUUCAGGUGACAUUUCCAAACAACAGUUGUGCCUCGAAACACGGUGAGCGUGUGCCACAGCCUAAUGAAGAUGGAGAACCACUGGUAAUACAGAUUUGUAAAUGCUUUUUGAGAAGCCCACAUAUGAAUCAGUGUUGGGGUCAGUUCACCGACACUGAUCGUAGCCUUUAAGGUCUAGACUGUUCGUUUGUGUAGGAAACUUAAUGUCUUGAUGAUGUCAUCAGUGUAUUAUAAAGAAAUUGCUAAUUUAUCCUUGUAAAAAAAAAAAACAGUGACAAAAAAUUUAAAAAACUUGUUUGUUAUUUAAAAACACUUUUGUAUCAGAAGAAGAUGAAUAAAAACUUUUUGGU
Molecule: messenger RNA, 4870 nt
Organism: Toxotes jaculatrix (banded archerfish)
Lineage: Eukaryota; Metazoa; Chordata; Actinopteri; Toxotidae
Gene: fzd4
Product: frizzled class receptor 4
Exons: 6
Coding region: 399-2000 (533 amino acids)
Biological process (GO): canonical Wnt signaling pathway; retina vasculature morphogenesis in camera-type eye; non-canonical Wnt signaling pathway
Cellular component (GO): plasma membrane
Molecular function (GO): Wnt receptor activity; Wnt-protein binding
Source: RefSeq, a predicted model, not a curated record